AUGUUUUUUGCACUCGUGCCACUUUUGGCGGCGACCGCUGCGCAUGGCAGCACCAUUCGGGAUUCUGCCGGACCCAGCGGAGACCGGGUCGUUAGUUCCUAUCAAUUAUACCCCGAGAAUAUCGAUUACAACGCCAAGAACGGCCUGGCUUAUAUGAGCGUCCUGUAUAAUUCCACCAUUGCCGUCUACGAGCCAAUAAGGAACAAGAUUGUCGACAUCAUUGAGUUCCCACCGCUGUCUGGACAAGCCGUUUUCCACGCCAGCGGCGUCCAGGUUGACCCGCUAGGUUACCUAUCUGUUAUUGUCAAUGCCGGAGCCGCCUUCGACACUCGCGGCGAGGACAUCUCCGGGGACAACUUCCUCAUCAAGUACGACCUCCAGGGCAAGAAGGAGGUUUGGCGGCAAAACCUGACGGCCGUCACCAAGGGCGUGUACAACGGCUUCCAGGACAUUGAGCACGAUAGCUCCGGGACUUCCUUUGCCGUUGGCACCUGGCCGAGCAGCAUCGUCCGCGUUGGCGCUGACGGAAAAGACGCAAAGGCGUGGUACCUCACCAACGAUACCGACCACACCAAGAAAGGUCUUACCGCACUGGCCUCCAAGGGCAAUAUCCUUCUUGCCUCGGAAGAUAUAGGCCACAGACUGUUGCGGUUCGACAUGACGGCAGAUCAGGGCAACCCUACCGUGGUCCCUAUCGGCGAGAAUGGGACUACUCCCAUUGCCAACAGGCCCGACGGCAUUUACCUGCCCAAGCGAUUCUGCGGCAAUGUGCUCCUUGUAUCCUCGCAAGACCAGGGAACAAUUGUGCUUCGCUCUCGAGACGGCACCUGGGAACGUGCCGAAUGGCUCGGCAUCGUGCCCAACAGAUUUGCGAGCGAGGGUGGUUCCACGACGGCGUCUGUGCAAAUGGGCGACCGCAUCUUUGCUUCGACCGAGUGGUUUGGCGAUGCGGCCAAUAAGGUCCCUGGCACGCUUGCUGGAAACCGAACCGAGUUUCCCAUGUACGACAUUACUGACGAGGUUGUAAAGUUUGUCGGCUAG
Metarhizium album ARSEF 1941 is the source of this 1041-nucleotide messenger RNA. Its product is annotated as TRI14-like protein. NCBI's taxonomy places the organism in Eukaryota, Fungi, Ascomycota, Sordariomycetes, Hypocreales, Clavicipitaceae. The coding region runs from base 1 to 1041 and encodes 346 amino acids. The record is from RefSeq and is a predicted model, not a curated record. The transcript has 2 exons.